ACAGCGGCAUUUUAUUGUAAAAAUUAGAAUUUGUUAGUAAAAAGUGUAAUUAGAACUGUUCAUUAUGUCUUUUAUGAACCCCGUGGAUAUGGUGGAUGAGGACGCCGCUGACCUGCAGUUUCCCAAAGUUGAGCUACUGGGGAAACAGGUCAAGCGGUUCACCCAUGCACAGCAGGAUGAAAACACUAGGAGCUCCUUGGUUUUGUAUAAUCCCCACACGCUGCACAGGUAUUUGGAGGAGCUGGAGGAAGUGACGCGGGAUAAGAAUAGCAGCGUUCCACUGGCUUCAAAAGAUGCCAAUCGCUGUGCCACGUGUCGUUGCAGUCUUGCAGAGCCGUACAUAAAGUGCUCCGAGUGCCUGGACACCCUGCUGUGCCUGCAAUGCUUCUCGCGCGGAAAGGAGGCCAUUUCCCACCGCAAUAACCACGCCUACAUCAUUGUCCGCGACAACAUACAGGUCUUCGCCGAGGAGCCACAUUGGACGGCUCGGGACGAGCGUAUCCUGCUGAAAACACUGCGCACCCACGGCUAUGGCAACUGGGACGCAGUAUCCCAGGCUCUGGACCAGCGCCACGAACCCGAAGAAGUGAGACGUCACUACCACGAUUGCUACUUUGGCGGCAUAUUCGAGCGACUCCUUAAUCUGCAGCAUGCCAGGCAUAGCUAUCUUCCCGAGCGCAUGCCGUAUGUCUUCAAAAUGCGCAGCUUGGAUCCACCACGUCAUGACGAUAUCGCCUCCAUGCAGUUCAAACUAAGCGCAGGCUAUCGCUGUGCAAGAGGCGACUUCGACACUCCUUACGACACCUCCGCAGAGAGUCUUAUUUCUUGUAUGGUGGAUCAUAGGGGCAGGGACGACGACAACGAGACGCCUGAGAGCGAGUUUGAGCGUGAAGUGACAGAGGAAUUGCAGCUGGGACUGGUUCGAGCAUACAACAAUCGCCUCAGAGAGCGUCAGCGUCGUUACAAGAUCAUGAGGCAGCACGGCCUCAUAAUGCCCAAUCGCACUGUCAGCUGGAUUUCUAAGUACGUGCACGCCUUUAGCAGCGAUGCAAGUUGCAUGCGUUUCUUGGGCUUCAUGCAGAUCUGUCCCGACCCCAUUAAGUUCGAUAUGCUCUUGGAGUCUCUGCGCUAUUGUCGGGAGUUGCAUAGCCGGCUGCACAAGCUAUACGACCUGCGAGAGCACGGCGUUCGCACUCAUUCUGGAGCCAAACUAUAUGCCCGUCUGAGCAAACAACGUCAGCAGGCUCAGCGAGAUUACAGUAGGCAGAAGCAAACAGAUGCUUUCGACUGGCAGCAAUUGGUGCAGCAUUACGAGUGCAACAGGAGCGGUGAUCCUGGGCCCCUGGCCAUUAACUCAAAAUUAUAUGCUAUGAACACGCGUCGCAAGGCCAGUCCUAUUGAGAUUGGAGAUCUUCCUGGUUACUCCAAACUGGAUGAUGGCGAGCGAAAGUUGUGCAGUGUGGCUCGGCUGGUUCCGCAAUCGUAUUUAGACUACAAAAACCAACUGGUUGCGGAGCAAGCAAAGCUCGGAUAUCUGCGAUUGGCCGAUGCGCGACGUCUUAUCAAAAUAGAUGUGAACAAAACGCGCCAGAUCUACGAUUUUCUGCUGGAACACGGCCAUAUUAGCAGACCACCGUCCUAUGGCUAGGGCAAAUUGUUUCUCCAAUGUUUCACUUAGUUUGAAAAUGCCGAGACGCUGCU
Molecule: messenger RNA, 1701 nt
Organism: Drosophila erecta
Lineage: Eukaryota; Metazoa; Arthropoda; Insecta; Diptera; Drosophilidae
Gene: Polr2D
Product: DNA-directed RNA polymerase II subunit Rpb4
Exons: 5
Coding region: 65-1648 (527 amino acids)
Biological process (GO): transcription initiation at RNA polymerase II promoter; mRNA export from nucleus in response to heat stress; positive regulation of translational initiation
Cellular component (GO): nucleus; RNA polymerase II, core complex; P-body
Molecular function (GO): chromatin binding; transcription coactivator activity; nucleotide binding
Source: RefSeq, a predicted model, not a curated record